Molecule: messenger RNA, 6341 nt
Organism: Pangasianodon hypophthalmus (striped catfish)
Lineage: Eukaryota; Metazoa; Chordata; Actinopteri; Siluriformes; Pangasiidae
Gene: atp8a1
Product: ATPase phospholipid transporting 8A1
Exons: 37
Coding region: 278-3772 (1164 amino acids)
Biological process (GO): phospholipid translocation
Cellular component (GO): plasma membrane
Molecular function (GO): ATP hydrolysis activity; magnesium ion binding; ATP binding
Source: RefSeq, a predicted model, not a curated record
AUUCUCUUAUCCACCCUUGUACAUUCGCGCGCGCGCGUCUUCAGUUGUUCGGCGGCUUCACAGAGCCGUGACUCGGACUAAUGUUCGUCGGUUAGCGGAACCAUGAGUGUCAGUCAGAAAUAAAUGGUUGUAUAGCGGAGGGUGAGGGUGGAGACGUUAGUCUGUUGACCGCGAGUGGCGCUGAAGAAAUUCCUAGACAGGAGAGAGAGCAGAAAGCGCGUGAGUGAGUGCGUGCGGCAGACAGGUGCUCGCCUCGCGCGCCGUGUGUGUGGCUGAGAUGCCGCCCGUGCACAGAACCAUGUCAGAUCUGCGCUCACGUGCUGAAGGAUAUGAAAAGACGGAGGACGCAUCAGAGAAGACCUCUCUAGCUGACCAGGAGGAUGCCCGACUGAUAUUCAUUAAUCAGCCUCAGUUUACAAAGUUCUGCAGUAACCGUGUCAGCACGGCGAAGUACAACGUGCUCACUUUCCUGCCGCGGUUCCUCUACUCACAAUUCAGAAGAGCAGCCAACUCCUUCUUCCUGUUCAUCGCCCUGCUGCAGCAAAUUCCAGAUGUUUCUCCGACUGGACGAUGGACCACGCUGGUGCCGUUGCUCUUCAUCCUAGUGGUGGCAGCAGUGAAGGAGGUGAUCGAGGAUCUGAAACGUCACAAAGCCGACAGUGUUGUGAACAAGAAAGAGACGCAAGUGCUGAGAAAUGGAGCCUGGGAGAUUGUUCACUGGGAGAAGGUGGCGGUAGGGGAGGUAGUGCGAGCCUCCAACGGAGAUCACCUCCCAGCUGACCUCAUCAUUCUGUCGUCCAGCGAACCUCAAGGAAUGUGUUAUAUCGAAACUUCAAACCUGGAUGGAGAAACAAAUCUUAAAAUCAGACAAGGCCUUCAGAUCACCGCUGAGAUAAAGGACAUUGACAGUCUGAUGCGUCUGUCUGGUCGUAUGGAGUGCGAGAGCCCCAACAGACACCUGUACGAGUUUGUAGGCAACAUCCGUCUGGAUGGACACAGCACAGUGCCACUGGGUCCGGAUCAGAUCCUCCUGAGAGGAGCGCAGCUCAGAAACACACAGUGGGUGCACGGCAUUGUGGUCUACACAGGACACGACACGAAGCUCAUGCAGAACUCCACACGGCCUCCUCUGAAGCUGUCCAACGUGGAGCGCAUCACCAACUUUCAGAUCCUGGUGCUGUUUGGCUGCUUGCUGGCCAUCUCUCUGGUUUGCUCCAUCGGACAAACCAUCUGGAAGUACCAGUAUGGCAAUGACGCCUGGUACAUGGACCUCAACUAUGGCGGUGCAGCAAACUUUGGUCUAAACUUCCUCACCUUCAUCAUCCUCUUCAACAACUUGAUUCCCAUUAGCCUGCUGGUGACGUUGGAGGUGAUCAAGUUUAUCCAGGCCUACUUCAUCAACUGGGACACUGACAUGCUGUAUGAAGUUACCAACACUCCGGCUAUGGCCCGAACGUCCAACCUGAAUGAAGAGCUGGGCCAGGUGAAGUAUAUCUUUUCAGACAAAACUGGAACACUGACCUGCAAUGUGAUGCAGUUUAAAAAGUGUACCAUCGCUGGAGUGGCCUAUGGUCACAGGUCUGAAAUGGAGGAUGGUAGUUUUGCAGAGGAGGAAUGUCACAGCUCUCACUCAAUGGAGGAAGCUGGCUUUAAUGACCCCAGUUUACUGGAAAAUCUCCAAAGCAAUCAUCCCACUGCUGCUGUGAUCAUGGAGUUUAUGACCAUGAUGGCGAUCUGUCACACAGCCGUCCCUGAACGCAGCGAUGACACCAUCACCUACCAAGCUGCCUCUCCAGAUGAAGGAGCCCUGGUCCGCGCAGCACGCAACCUCGGCUUCGUUUUCUCAGCCAGGACUCCAGACAGCGUCAUCAUCGAGGCGCUUGGUCAAGAAGAGAAAUAUGAACUACUGCACGUGUUGGAGUUCACAAGUGCCAGGAAGAGGAUGUCGGUCAUCAUGCGCACUCCAUCCGGAAAGAUCCGGCUAUACUGUAAAGGAGCUGACACGGUCAUCUACGACCGCUUGGCAGAUAACUCCAGGUAUAAGGAUAUUACACUGAAACAUCUGGAGCAGUUCGCUACAGAGGGUUUGCGUACACUGUGUUUUGCCGUGGCAGACAUAUCCGAGUCAUUUUACCAGCACUGGCAGGAAGUACAUCAUCGCGCCUGCACCUCUCUGCAGAACAGAGCACUCAAAAUGGAGGAAAGCUACGAGCUCAUUGAGAAGAACCUGCAGCUGCUUGGGGCCACUGCGAUCGAGGACAAGCUGCAGGAUCGCGUCCCUGAGACUAUCGAGACGCUGAUGAAGGCCGACAUUAAGAUCUGGAUCCUGACCGGAGACAAGCAGGAGACCGCCAUCAAUAUAGGACACUCCUGCAAGCUGCUCACCAAGAACAUGGGCCUGCUGGUGAUUAAUGAGGAGACUCUGGAUGGGACAAGGGAGACUCUGAGCCACCACUGCAGCAUGCUGGGAGAUGCUCUGCAUAAGGAAAACGACUGCGCACUGAUCAUUGAUGGGAAGACAUUGAAGUACGCACUCACCUUUGGAGUGCGCCAGUACUUCCUGGACCUGGCGCUGUCCUGCAAGGCGGUCAUAUGCUGCAGGGUGUCGCCUCUGCAGAAGUCGGAGGUGGUGGAGAUGGUGAAGAAACAGGUGAAGGUCAUCACUCUAGCCAUCGGCGAUGGUGCCAACGAUGUAGGCAUGAUCCAGAGCGCUCACGUCGGCGUUGGCAUCUCUGGCAACGAGGGACUACAAGCUGCCAACUCUUCUGAUUAUUCUAUUGCACAGUUCAAGUAUUUGAAGAACCUCUUGCUGGUCCAUGGCGCCUGGAACUACAAUCGAGUUGCUAAGUGCAUCCUGUACUGCUUCUACAAAAACAUCGUUCUGUAUAUUAUUGAGAUCUGGUUUGCCUUUGUGAACGGUUUCUCUGGUCAGAUUCUUUUUGAGCGUUGGUGCAUCGGCCUGUAUAACGUGAUCUUUACAGCUCUGCCACCCUUGACCCUGGGCAUUUUCGAGCGCUCAUGCAGAAAAGAAAACAUGCUCAAAUACCCGGAAUUGUACAAAACCUCCCAGAAUGCCCAGGGCUUCAACACCAAGGUCUUUUGGGCUCAUUGUCUGAAUGGACUCUUCCACUCGGUCAUCCUCUUCUGGUUCCCCCUCAAAGCCUUCCAGCAUGAUACCGUCUUUGGGAACGGAAAAACUCCAGACUAUCUGCUCCUGGGGAACAUGGUGUACACAUUUGUGGUGAUCACUGUGUGUCUAAAGGCAGGGUUGGAGACCUCCUCCUGGACCAUGUUUAGUCAUAUAGCCAUUUGGGGCAGCAUUGGAUUGUGGGUAGUGUUCUUUGGCAUCUACUCCUCUCUAUGGCCGCUCAUUCCUCUGGCUCCGGAUAUGUCAGGAGAGGCAGAUAUGAUGUUCAGCUCUGGAGUCUUCUGGAUGGGACUAUUUUUCAUUCCUGUCACUUCUCUGGUGUUUGACCUGGCUUACAAAGUUAUAAAGAAGGCAUGCUUCAAGACCCUGGUGGAUGAGGUUCAGGAGCUAGAGGCUCUGUCAAAGGACCCUGGAGCGGUGGUUCAUGGGAAGAGUCUGACCGAGAGGGCUCAACUUCUGAAGAACGUGUUUAAGAAGAGCACAGUCAGCCUGUACCGCUCCGACUCCAUGCAGCAGAAUCUACUCCAUGGCUAUGCUUUCUCUCAGGAUGAGAACGGAGUGGUCUCCCAAUCAGAGGUCAUCAGGGCCUAUGACACCACCAAGCAGCGGACCAACGAGUGGUGAGAUCCGGCCCCCUCGGCCCGGCCCCUCAGCCGCCAGUCAACCUUUUGAAGCUGACAGAAGUUAAGGCCUGUCAGGUUGUUUUUUGUCCAGCUCUCUUGCUGGAACUGAGUAGAACAGAGCAAGAGGUCAGUACUUCGAAAGGGAAAAAUAAAAAUAAAAAAAAGCAAGGAACAAAAUUAAUCCAUAGUUUUGAAGUUGUCACAGUGCAGCGCAGUUGCUGUGUGUCCAGCAGAGUAUGGUUUAUGCUGGACUGCAGUGUUAAUAACCCACCAAACAUGGGGAAUGCUGCGAAGACACCAAUAUGUUCUCUUCUGACAUUCACACUUCUGUAGUUAAAGCCAAAAGAAAUCUGUUGGGAUGAUGGUGUUAACCCUUUCUGUUAAUGGUCUUUGACUGUUUCUCUAAUCAGUGAUGGCGUCUUAUCCUCCCUCCUGUUGCUCUACAUAAACCCUGGUACAGAAAUGGAAAUCGCCAAAGAGUACAGUCAUAGGAUUCAAAUAUAAAAUGUAUUAUCCAGUCAUAUUUACAGUUUUCUCCCCAAUCAUUUCUCUUCUUCACUGAUUUUACCAUUGCAGACCUGGAAAGAUUUGCUUGCUCUAAUUUUCUUCAUCAUUUUUAUUUAUUUAUUUUUUCUUUUAAUAAUCGGUUGUUUUGUGCCUGAUUCAGUUGGUUUUUGUGCCUGAAUCUGUUACUGCAUUCCACAUGGCACACAGCUGCAAAUCACAAAUGUGCCUAAUAGGAACUUUUUAGUCCCCUGUUAGAGAGUAUUUCAGAUCCUUUAGCUAGGUAGAAUUUAUAAUCCAGUAACCCGUGAAGCUGCUGUUGUCUCUGCAGUGCCUGGCUGAUUGAUUUGAAUGGGGAGGCUGUUAUGAGCUUCAUGUUGAGUCUGUUUUCGGCCAGUGAAGGUAUUUUAGAUGAUCUAAAUGUUUGACUUUGGAGAAAUGGUGAGCUGAUCCCACAAAACUGAAGUGCCAUUAGCUUACGGGGAAGUAACGAGGACUUAGUUUAGAGGUGCACCCACUAUCAAAACGUCUUUGUGUCUAUAGUUAUUUUGUGAAUUUGUAUUUUUAUAUUGGACAAGUACUACUUUUUUGGAUCGAUCCGCUUUGUAACGAGACGCCAUUCUUCUGUUUUUGUCGUCAGUCUCCUGGAAGAUGAGUCUAACACCCCUGUGAAUGGAACUGUCCUGUUAGCAUUAUUAAGGCUUCUUUCUUUCUUCUUUUAUGGUCGAGUUUGUGCACUAGUUCUCUUCUCCCUGUGGGAGAGCAGGUUCUAUAUUUGUGUGUAUAUUGUGUCUUGUCUGCAUGUGCAUGUGUGUGUGUGUGUGUGUGUAUGCUUGAAAGUGUGCGAGUGUGUGUGCGCGUGUACCUGUUGUUCAGCAUGUCUGUUUUAAAUUAACCCUGAGAGAAUAACUGCUAUUUCUUCAUACUGAAUUCUUAAAUCCCUUUGUAUUUGAGAAAGAAGGGUUGCGUGAGGGUGUGUGUGUGUGUGUGUGUGUGUGUGUGUGUCUGUAUUUGAUUGUGUGAAACUCCCAUCACUGUGUCUUUCCUGUGUGUGAUGCUGCUCGCUCCUCGUCUGCACGACUCCAGGUAUAAUCAGUGAGUUAUGUGCUGCUGCAUGGCCGUGUACGCGUGUGGGAUGCGCGCGUAUGUGUGUGUAUGUGUGUGUAUAUGUGUGUGUGUGUGUGUGUGUGUGUGUGUGUGUGUGUGUGUGUGUGUGUGUGUGUGUUGGGGGGGUUUGGAGUGUGUAUAUGUCCCAGGCACGGAGGGGUUCUUGUCAGUGAUGCCUAACUAAAGCUUGACAGAUGAUGUUGCACACUGCACUGUUAAUCUCUCCAGUGGUGGCGAGUCUCUCUGAUCUUGAGUAUUAUUUCCAGUAUUAUGUGUCUGUCUGUACGUUCUUUUAUUUAAAAGCUCACAGCGUAUCUCUUCUUUAAACGGGAAUCUCAGCGGUUCCUUUCCAGCUAUUGUAAAGUACAGCUACAGUGCAUUUGUCUUCUUAUCUCUGCUUUUGGUGAGUGUUUUUCGGUUGUUGGUUGUGGUUGGCUCUCGCUGAAUUGAGUGCCGAGUUUCCAAACAGAAACCCAGUGAGAGAGUUGGACUCGUGCGUUAGCAAAGCCGUUGUCUGUGGACGUGGUUGACUGCAUGACUGGAUUAAAUGUUAGUCGUACACUAAUGCUCCUUCUGCUGUCGGUCAGUUUAAUGAAGAAAAAGCACUUUUAAAAAAAGUUUGUAUUAACCUUUUGGUUGUUUUUUUCUUUAUUUUAUGUCUUCAUUGUUUAAUGAUUGUUCAGCAUGUUGGGACUGCGAAAUUUUAAGUGUUCUGUCUUUUACUGCCAUAACAGACUAAUGAAAUAAACUUUACAACAUGAACACGGAAAUGAAAGCUUUUUGUCAUUAAUACUGAUGUCAUUCACUUAACUUUUAUAACUGAACUCCAUAUGGUUUCCCUUCGAUUUAUAUUUUCACUGCUUUGUCAUGGGAUUUGCCUCAGCAAUGUAACUGCAAAUGUAAGUGUGUAAAACUUGACUUUGUCCGGAAACAGAAAAAAGCACGUUUUGAACAUAAAU